Truncatella angustata is the source of this 753-nucleotide messenger RNA. RefSeq lists its product as uncharacterized. The record is from RefSeq and is a predicted model, not a curated record. Gene Ontology annotation, cellular component: eRF1 methyltransferase complex. Gene Ontology annotation, biological process: methylation. The transcript has a single exon. Lineage: Eukaryota; Fungi; Ascomycota; Sordariomycetes; Amphisphaeriales; Sporocadaceae. Bases 1 to 753 code for a protein of 250 amino acids. Gene Ontology annotation, molecular function: nucleic acid binding; S-adenosylmethionine-dependent methyltransferase activity; protein methyltransferase activity.
AUGCUCCCUACACCAGAUACGUCGCAUGUGGAUUAUGAGCGGAUCUACGAGCCAGCAGAGGACUCGUUCCUGCUCCUAGACACACUGUCCUCUGCCUCGGAGACUGAAUUUCUUCAGUCCCGGUUCGGAGACAAUGUAUCAUCACCACUGCCGCCUCUGGUGGUGGAAAUAGGACCGGGCUCGGGCGUGGUGAUCGGCUUCGUCAACGCGCACGCGCAGACCAUCUUCGGCACCCGACACGUCCUGACGGCCGCCGUGGACGUGAACCGCCAUGCCUGCGUCGCUACACGCAAGACGGCGCUCAAGGCGGGCACGGAUAACGAGGGAACGCAUGGCGUGUUCCUCGACGCGGUGCAGGGUGAUCUUGUGGCGCCGCUGAGGAACGGCUGUGUCGACGUGCUGAUAUUCAACCCGCCGUAUGUGCCAACGGCGGAGCUGCCGAGACAGCCCACGCCGGCAGAUAUCAACGUGGACACGGAGCCGACUUUUGACCAUGACUCAUACCUGCUGUCGCUUUCUUACGCGGGGGGCAGGGACGGGAUGGAAACGACGGAUCGUCUGAUCGAUAGCCUGCAAGAGGUCCUGUCGUGGAGGGGUUGUGCGUACAUCCUGCUUUGCGCACAGAACAGGCCAGAGGAGGUCAAGCAGCGGAUCAGGGGCUUUGGAAAUGAAUGGAGUGUCGAGAUGGUCGGAUCCAGCGGGAAGACGGCGGGCUGGGAGAAAUUGCAGAUUAUUAGGAUCUGGAGAGACUAG